Molecule: messenger RNA, 2259 nt
Organism: Pollicipes pollicipes
Lineage: Eukaryota; Metazoa; Arthropoda; Thecostraca; Pollicipedomorpha; Pollicipedidae
Exons: 4
Coding region: 111-1421 (436 amino acids)
Source: RefSeq, a predicted model, not a curated record
UUUCGUAUACGUCUCUCAAUCACAUCCUCUCAUUUCCUUUGAAGCAUGCAAUAUUUUCUUUAAACGUAAAGCUCUGGCGCACAGGCUGGCGGAAAUUAAGCAGUUGCAUUAUGUUUGGGGACGAAAUGCAUGGAAGCUUGGGUCUUCUUCGGUACUAUUACUUUACAGUGGCACUUAUUCUGACAUUAAGUCACGGAUGCGUGGGAGAUCUUACCAAAAACGGAAAGACGGUGGACUCGGUCCAGCUGUCUCCCGACCCGGCCCGACCUGACAUCAUCGACAAGCACGUGGUGGUGGCCGACCAGGGCGUGGAUGAGAAAGCGGCCGGAGCCGGCCACUGCCGUCAGCAUGGGGUUGUGUACCGCCACGGACAGUUGCUCCGGACCACCCUUCCCUGUUAUAAGGUGAUGUGCAGCGGCGGCGAGCUCAGUUGGGUGCCUGCGCGCGCCUGCUGUCCAUCCGACGGCGGUCUGCAGCCUGAACAAACUCGCCAGCCGACCGAGGAUGUGUGCCUGCUGCGCGAGUGCACCGGCGGCCGCUGGAAGCUACGCCCCGACUACGACCUGUGCUGCAAGCACGAGCACGCCUGGUACCCAGUCGGCUCGACGCGUCCCAUGCAAGGCGGCCCUUGCACGUACCACCUGUGCCACGCCGGCCGCUGGGAGCCGCACUACAACACCACCUGCUGCUUCGACGAGGUCGGCUGGCACACUCCCGGGACGGUGCUCUUCACGGCCGAUCCGUGCCGCUCCAAGACCUGCCGCGCCGCCCACUGGACGGAGCGCGACACGUGCUGCCGCGAGCCCAUCACCGGCCGCCGCGUGGCCGCCGGCGACAUCCGCCGCGUGGACGCCUGCACAUACCAGCUCUGCCACGAGAACACGUGGCACCGGCGCACAGCGUUCAGUUGCUGCGAGCGCAAAGGCCACCAGUACGAGCACGGGGCCGUGGCGAACCUCGGCUCCACCUGCCGCCGCGACCGCUGCGUGGACGGCUCGUGGCACGUGGUGCGCCGCGAGAGGCUGGGGCGCGGCCCGUGCCGCAGCGGGUGGCGACGGCUGGGGCAUCGCUGCGUGGCGCGCCUGCGCGCAGCAAAGUGGCAUGACGGUCGGAAGAGGUGCCGCACCGUCGGUGGCUACCUGCUGACGGUGACGACGAAGGAAGGCUGGCGGAACCUGGCUAAGUCUGGGGGGAACGUCACCAUAUGGCUCGGAUUGCGGGGUCACGAGCUGGUCGAGGGGGUGACCGAGUGGCGCUGGAUGGACGGCACACCGCGUUCGGUGCCUAUCAUGUGGGCUGCCCGCGAGCCGCGGAUCCUGCCCGGUCGCGUGUGCGCCUACGUCGUGGCCGGCCGCGUCCACAGCGCCUCCUGCGAUGAGAAGCACGAGAUCAUCUGCGAGUCCACGCGCUGUGAACACUAGGUGGCGCUGGUGGUGUGUGAGUUUUGAAAUAGGUAACGCUAGCGCCCCUAUGGUCGAGCAUUUUUCAACGAAAAUUUAUUUGCAUUUUGUAGCCACAAGUUGCCGUUCUUUGAUUGUGGUCUGUGUCAGCAGAUCUUCAAUAUGAGCCGCUCUUGAGCGGAACAAACAAACAAACGGCCGCACGCUUCUCGAAAAAAGUGACCGACAUCAGCUAGUUUGAUUACAGAACGUCCGCCCAAAUACAUCCCGUUGCCAAUACAAUAAGGCGUUUUAUGCUUGUGAAACAAAUAAAACUCCCAGAAUUCCAUUGACGCACCUGUCCUUGCGUUGCGAGUACGAGAUUUGGUCUGUUUUCCAUUCUUCCCACACUGCAGGAAUUGAAGUCAUGGGGCCUUGGAGUUAGAACAUGGGCCUGAGUCUAUUCAAAUUAUCAUGCACGCGGGCCCAUGUCAUGCACCCGUUCGAGCCGGAAUCCCACUUUGAAGCCAACAGAUUCUUACGGGAUGGCACGGGAUUAAGGUACUCAAUGAUGACUGCUAUCCAGGAGAACGAUAAUGAGGCGCAAAUAUCGUAAUAGGAUGUAAUGUGACAGACCCAGCCUACCAAAUGAGCGUUACGUGACAUUACGUCAUAGAAAUCAGGAAGAUGCUCAAGCAAAGGUGAUAUAACACUCGUCUUAAUUAGCUUCAGCUGACCUAGUCCAUCCGAGCAAAUCCGCCCCAAUCCAGCAGAACCCAACCUAGCAAAUCUAACCCUACCUCGCUAACCAAGACCUAACCUAAUAAAUCACUAUUUAUCACAUGACGGCGCAAUGUCAAUACAUGACGAACAAUUAUAA